Messenger RNA from Vombatus ursinus (common wombat), 3846 nucleotides. RefSeq names its product signal peptidase complex subunit 3 (gene SPCS3). NCBI's taxonomy places the organism in Eukaryota, Metazoa, Chordata, Mammalia, Diprotodontia, Vombatidae. The record is from RefSeq and is a predicted model, not a curated record. The coding region runs from base 126 to 668 and encodes 180 amino acids. Gene Ontology annotation, biological process: protein targeting to ER. The transcript is spliced from 5 exons. Gene Ontology annotation, cellular component: membrane; signal peptidase complex.
GGGCCGGAGCCGAGCCGGGUGUGUGUGGGGGUGCGUGUGGUGUGUGGCGUGAGCGGGAGCGUGUGUGAGGGAGAGCGGGCGGCGGGAAGCGAGUGCGAGGGGCCGAGUCGAGCCGAGCCGCCGCGAUGAACACGGUUCUGUCGCGGGCGAACUCUCUGUUCGCGUUUUCGCUGAGCGUGAUGGCGGCGCUGACCUUCGGCUGCUUCAUCACCACCGCCUUCAAAGACAGAAGCGUCCCGGUCCGGCUGCACGUCUCCCGAAUCAUGCUAAAAAAUGUAGAAGACUUCACAGGACCUAGAGAACGGAGUGAUCUGGGAUUCAUUACAUUUGAUGUAACUGCUGAUCUAGAGAAUAUAUUUGAUUGGAAUGUAAAGCAGUUGUUUCUAUAUUUAUCAGCAGAGUAUUCAACAAAAAAUAACGCUCUGAACCAGGUUGUCCUUUGGGACAAGAUCAUUCUGAGAGGCGAUAAUCCGAAGCUGCUGCUGAAAGAUAUGAAAUCAAAAUAUUUUUUCUUUGACGAUGGAAAUGGUCUCAAGGGAAACAGGAAUGUUACUUUAACCCUCUCUUGGAAUGUUGUACCAAAUGCUGGAAUUCUACCUCUUGUGACAGGAUCAGGACAUGUCUCUAUUCCAUUCCCAGAUACAUAUGAAAUAACAAAGAGUUAUUAAAUUAUUAUUCUGAAUUUGAGCAACAUAUUUUUAUACUUAAUGAAUUUUAUCUCAUUUGCCCCAUCCUUUUCCCUUUUCCUACUCCCUCUCCUCUUUUGUCCUGAAAGCAAGAGAUACUUGCUUUUGGUUGUAACUUUUACAAAAAAUUAGGUUUAUUUUGGUUUUUGUUUUUUUACAAGAGCCAACAUUGAAAACAGAACUGAAAGGAAAGGUAAAUGGGUGACAAUUUUUUUUUUUUAAAUUGGCCACCUGAAUGAAGUAUUACCUUUCUUAUUAAUAAAAGUUGAAAAACCCUCAAAUAGUCUUGAUUUUUAAAAUAUCUAUUUGAAGUAUUCUCUGCAUUUCCAUUAUUCUUAUGGAAUAUAAAGUGAAGAGCAUGAAGGGUAGUUAAAACUUCCAGGUGCCUGUAGAGUCAUAAGAACUCUGUAUUAUAUGCCUUCCAUUCAUGCAAAUAAGCAUUUGAUGUGAUUCAAAUGUAGACAUCCUCUUGUAUCUUUUCUGAGUAUGUCUGAUAACUGGCAAAAUACUGUCAUAUAUCGUUAUAUAUUAGAAGUCUGGUUUACAAAAUAGCUAAAAGUGACUCAGUGUCACUUAGGAAUGCCCAUAUUUCUUUUUUUACAUACAGGUAACUAGCAAUUUUCUCCACUUAAAGGCUAAAUACCUCUAUAUGCUGUAAACCAGUCUGUAACAAAACUUUUUAAAGCCUCUUAAGUGAACCAAAUGUGUGUCUUUUAAGUGCUUUUUUUUUUUUAACUUUCCUUCCUGUGAUAUCUUUAUAUAACUUCUUAGCAUUGUCACUGAGAGUUGAAGAUUUCAGCAUGGUUUGCCCCCCUUUAUAAAAAGUCUAUCCUGGUGAGCAUGCCUAGUGUCAUUGAAGGGGGAUUAUUUAAAAGCUUCCACCAGUCUACACUUUGAUACUAAUGGUAUGAAAAUAGUACCAGCUUGCCACAGCUUACAGGCCAGUCUACAGAGCCAUAUCUGGUCAUCGUGUUUGUUACUCUGGAUGCCUUCUGCUCUGCUUUGUAAAUGUUAGGUCAUCUGUUGAGAGGGAAGGAGUAGAUGUUAUCCUGAGAACCCAUCCAUGGCAUUUAUUUAAUGGCAUCUUAAACAUUUUUGUAAUGUGGAAAUUAAGAGCUAGAAGGGACCUCACAGGUAUAAACUAAUUCAUUUGCAUGCUCAAUUAUAAACAGACUGCAAUUGGCCAUACUUGGCAUACAUACUCACCCUCAUUUAGUGCAUAUCAAAUAGAGAGAUAGCAGGUAACAAAUUUGUAGUUGGCAUUAAACUUUUUUAUAAAUUGGCCUUAAAAGUGGCAAAUAGGAAACCAGAGAUAAACUUACCUUCAAGAGCACGUUUAACAUGGUGAUUGCAUAAUUGGGAACAAUUAAGUGACUAAUCUUUGUUAAGAAUUAAGAUUACCUAACAAAAAUUAUAUUUGAUCUUUUUUCAUAACUUUACCAUUUUUUAUAAACGCAAAUUUAAUAAGUGAGUUGCUAUUAUAAUUAAUAUUGUAACCUGUUUAUAAAUUCUAGUCUUGGACUUAUUGAUUUCAUCAGGAUUGAAUUUCACUUCUCUAAGCUUCAAGGGAAAGGAAAUAAGGUAAAUGUUUCAGUUGGGAGGUUCCUUUUAGCACAAGGGAUACUGCUUAAAACUUAGCCCAUGGGUUGAAGAGGAACACUAAUAUUAGGAAGGAUAACCUACUUUGAUCCAGCUUUCCCUUAUCCAGUACAAAGUAAUUUUCUCUUGGAUUCUCCAGACCUUGCAAAUUUAAAUCCCUUUAGCUAAUGUGGACUAAUACCAACUUGGAAAUUUGGAACCUAGCAGACACUGAAACUACUAUAAUUGAGCUUGAAGGAUAAGGGCAUGGCUUGGUCUUAGAAGGAAAGCAGUGGUGUAUGACAAACCUACUGUUUAGCCAAUACCUUAUCUGAGCUACUGGAUAAUAGCUAAAGUUAAAGAUGGCAUAAUCGAUUACAAGACCUCUAUUCACAUUGGAUGAGUUUGAUGGAGAUGAAAACUAAGAUUUGUCUGAUGCUCUUUAAUUGUUUACUUGAUGUGUAAUUAGAAACAAAGAAUAGUAACACCUCAUUUAACGUGGAUAGUCUGAUCAUGGAGCAGUUUGGUUAACUGAUUAGUAGUCUAAUUGUGCAGUGAAUUUGCUUAGGGCAAGGAUAUUCCAGUUUCUGAAUAAGGGGCCUGUACCCCAGGAACGUUUCUGAGGGUGCACAAUUCUAUUGGUUAAUCAGUGCUUAGCUGCCAGAUCAACUUUAGUGACAGAAUUAUCUUUGGAAGAAGUUUCAUAAUAAAAUCAACAUAAACUUGCCACUGACUUAUAAGUAGAAGUGCACACAAAGUCCAUAAAUGUAUCAGAAGUGCAUGAGAAAAAGCUUUGAAAAAUAAAGUUUGAAUCAAAAAGUCCUGAAAAAAUUGUGGGCAAUUGGAAGGCACUUAGUAUAGUAAUCCUGGUUAAAAAGUCUGUAAAAACCUAAGGCUUAAGAUUGCCUCGGUUUUAGUUAACAGUAGGUUAAAAGUUAAAUCCAUGUUUCCUUUUGGUCAAAAUUGCAGUUUCUGUACUGGCGGCACUGGGUUAAAAUACUAGAAUACUUUAGAAGUUCUUGGGAGAAAAUAGUUAAACAAAAUUUCAUCAAACUCUAAAUUGCAUCCUCCAAUAACAAACAUUUUACUAUACAUGCUUUGGAUCUAUCUGUUCUGCAGACAGGUCUGAAUUAGGUUCCUUUGGUUUGUGGCCCUAGAGAAUUAGAAUUAUCACAGUAAUUAAAGUGGCUCAACCAGAAGAUUGCAGUCAGGUACAUAUAGAUGCAAACCUUGAGUCACAGGUGGAAGCUGUAUAGCUUUCUGCCUGGAACUUCUGGGUAACAUAUGAUGCAGUUUGCUUGAGGGUUCCAGUCCCUGGUGUGGGUGCUAGUUAACCAGGUUGUUACUGUGUGUUAGUUUGAAAUGAAGUGAAAUUCUUGGUGUUGUGAAAAGCCAUAAGCUGUGAACUUUGGUAAUGUUGGUAGUAACCAGACUUAUGCCCAUACAUUUCCAAUGCUUUCCUUGCUUUAGCAGAGACUGUUUACAUGAUAACAUGAAGCAAUUUUUGUUGUGACUGCCAAUGGCUUAGAGACAACUGUUUAAAAAAAAAAAAAGUUGCAUAUUUUUAAUGCAGUUUGGGCAA